Anastrepha ludens (Mexican fruit fly) is the source of this 1280-nucleotide messenger RNA. It is a transcript of the gene GMF, whose product is annotated as glia maturation factor beta. NCBI's taxonomy places the organism in Eukaryota, Metazoa, Arthropoda, Insecta, Diptera, Tephritidae. Gene Ontology annotation, biological process: negative regulation of Arp2/3 complex-mediated actin nucleation; actin filament debranching. The transcript is spliced from 3 exons. Gene Ontology annotation, molecular function: actin binding; Arp2/3 complex binding. Gene Ontology annotation, cellular component: actin cortical patch. Bases 358 to 777 code for a protein of 139 amino acids. The record is from RefSeq and is a predicted model, not a curated record.
CAAACUUAAUUAUGCAAAUUAGUUUUUAGUAGGUGUGUUAAGCGCUUUCUCUUUUACAUUUGACUUUUUUCUCAAUUUCGUUAGCAGUUUCGUUGCGUUGUUUUACUGCUAUUUUCUAAGCACAAACACUGUGUCAAAACAAAGGUGACGAUUAUGAUCAUACACAUCUUUACACCUAUGAUCAAAUAUAAUAAAUACGAUCUUUUCUCAAAUUUUGACUACUUUUUUAUUAUUCCAAUUUACAUACUUUUUUAAUAUAGUUUCAAACUUUAUAAAAAUUCGAUAAAUUUUCAUGAAAAUCUCAAACUUUUUAAACACAGUUAAAAAAAAAAGGUGUGCAUUCGUCACAUAGAGAAAAUGCGCAAGAUCGGCAUGGGGAAAAAUGCUCAAAAAUCAAGUGGAAUUUUGAGCGGCAUCAGGCUUGCUCUUUAUAAUACUGAAAUAAAAUUUAAAAAAUUAAAAGUCGAUCGCGAAAAGCAACUUGUUGUUUUGGACGAACUCUUGGAAGAUAUCUCCGUGGAUGAGUUGCAAGAAACACUGCCAGGGCAUCAGCCUCGUUACGUCAUUUACACAUACAAAAUGAUUCACGAUGACCAAAGAAUUUCAUAUCCGAUGUGUUUUAUAUUCUACACUCCGCGCGACAGUCAGAUUGAACUGCAAAUGAUGUAUGCUUGUACCAAAAGUGCCCUCCAACGCGAGGUAGAUUUGACGCGUGUCUAUGAAAUACGUGAAUUAGAUGAACUUACUGAGGAAUGGCUCAGGGAAAAACUCAAGUAAACACAUCCAAAACAAUUGACAAGAUUUCCAAUUGAUAAGCAAUAUUGUGUAUAUGUUCGUUGGGUCGAUAGCGUGCAUGGAACUACCAAAUUACCAACGAUUUUACACCAAAUAUGUGUAAAAAAUUAGUGCAGAAUAUAAUUCAAGUAUAUAUUAUUAAUAGCAGGGAAACCACCCAAAAAUAUAAUCAUAAGAUUUGUUUAUUUUGAAAUCCUACCGUGAAAAGACCAAAUUGUCAAAUACUUAAAAAUAUUCCAUGACAAAAGUGAAGUAUUUCAUUCCCACAUUUUUUUAUAUACAUUAAAGUAGUUUUAUAGCUCAAGAGUUGCGUUUGCGUAGAAUUUGUAGUAGAUUAAUAAUAAAAGAGAAAACAAUAUUACAUUUUACAUAACAAAAGAAGCUGUGCUUGCCAAAUUUAAUUUUAUUUACUUUGUAAUGCUUCGUAUUUUUUAAUUAGAUUUUUAAAUAUAUUGUACGAGAAUAUUGUACGUGGAUUUUUAAAG